Molecule: messenger RNA, 426 nt
Organism: Closterium sp. Yama58-4
Lineage: Eukaryota; Viridiplantae; Streptophyta; Zygnematophyceae; Desmidiales; Closteriaceae
Source: the annotation of a GenBank genome assembly
AUGGGUUGCUGCCUGUCCAGCACGGCAGUGGAGCCGUCCUCGUCAUCACUACAUCCCGCCACGUCAGCAUCGCUUCCCACUCACAACCACGUCAAGGACCCCAUGCUGACGUCAGCGACCAAGGUGGGCCCGGAAGGUUCCCUGGAAGCUCACUACAAGCUGCUGGGCAACACUCUCGGGUGCGGCCGCGUGGCGUCCGUCAGGGAGGCAGUGGAGCGGGCGACGGGGGCGGUGGUGGCGGUGAAGGCGUGUUCCAAGAAGGUGCUCAACGCACGCCCCGCCUACAUCAGCCGCGUCAGUGCUGCUCCCUCCCGCACACCCGCACCCACCGCACCCACCGCAGCAGCACAUGGCCGUGUGUGCGUGGUGCACCCACACUUGCUCCUUGCACAUGUGCUCUUCAUCGCUGCUCCCUCUAAUCCCUAA